AUGUCUGAAUCUGAUGUUGAUGUAGUAUUAAUAACAGAUUUUAUUGAGGAAUUAAAUCAAAAUGAUCCUAAGAAACAAAGUUAUAAAAAUAAAGGAAUUAAAGAAGAAGAAAAUAUAUAUUCUAAGCUGAAACUUGCUAAAUUGGAUAUUUGA
Messenger RNA from Funneliformis caledonium, 153 nucleotides. Lineage: Eukaryota; Fungi; Glomeromycota; Glomeromycetes; Glomerales; Glomeraceae. The record is from the annotation of a GenBank genome assembly.